Messenger RNA from Sclerotinia trifoliorum, 1292 nucleotides. NCBI's taxonomy places the organism in Eukaryota, Fungi, Ascomycota, Leotiomycetes, Helotiales, Sclerotiniaceae. The record is from the annotation of a GenBank genome assembly.
GAACUGUCCAAGGUCCAGACACCAGAUUUAAACUUUCGGGCGUAGCUUAUGGGUUUGUCGCACUGAAUUGGGAGCUUCCCUGUAAUGCGAUAAGAGCUUCUUCAAAGCCCCACCAUCCAUCCAUUGCUCCAUCAUCGUCCCUCGUCUUGAUUAUUUCGAGGGUGUAAAGAAGAAUAUGGCGGAACCCUUCGUGUCAAUCAGGAAAUACAUCAAAUGGGGAGCAAGUAUUUAUUGUGCAGCCCUUUUCGAACCUGCUAACAAUGAUUGCAGGAGAGUGCGGCAAAGGAAAACACAAAGUACAUACCCCAGGCUGUUUGUUAUCAAUAGCUCGGAAGUUGCUAACAUACAGUUUUUAGCACUCUCGUCUUGACAUCCGCCGAUAAACAUUACGUAGAUAUACGAAUACUUGACCCAUUCAACCCACUCCCAAACAAUACUUCCGACACUCAAGCAAUAUCAAGGCUAGAAUGGGGUUUCGCGGGAAGUGCAAUCAGCACUCCCGCAGAGUUUAAAAAUGAUGAUAAAAGCAUCUUGAUCAGGCCAGCGCAUACACAGUGGAUUCAUGAAAUAGAUAAUAAGAUACAGAAUCCUGGGCCUGAUGAUCGUGAUGAGGGAUUCAUGUAUCCUGUGGAGGGCACAAAUGAGGUCUUAGAAAAGGGAGCCAUGGUGAAUCCGGAGACCGGGAAAGUGGAGGACUAUCAAGAGUUGUGGGAGGAUCUAGAGGUGGAGAUGAUGGAAGGGGAGAAAAGUGACUACUUCAUGAGCUGGGUGUUGAAAACUAAGGGCACUGAUGGCGAAGUAAAUGGGAUGGUGAUCAGAAUCGGCGAGUGGAUACAAGGGGUUAUGAGGAACGGUGAUAUAUUUUCGGUGUUUAGGUGGAAAUGGAAUAUCAAAGAUGGGUGGGAAAGAGUAUUGGCAAUUGGAGAAGAUCCAAGGCUAGAUAGCCAGAUCUUUAAGAAGGAGAUAUCUGUGGGUGUUAGCUUCGAGGCCGAAGGUGGUGUGGAGUGGGAGUUCACAAGUUGUCACAAGCACAGAAAGUAAGUUCAAGGGCUCAGGAGGUCCAAGGUGUCCGGCUUAUGAUGAACUCCAAAAUUUAAAUCUCUGUUGAAGAAUGAGAUUUCAUUCUGCCCUCUAUCUUUGAGCCAAUGAGAUACUGACUCGGAAACUACUCCGCCUUUGCAUAUUUACAUUCCCAUUAAGGAAUGUAAAUGCACCCCGCUUGUUCUAUAAGUAUAGUGUUUAGCUUCAAAACAAACAACUAGUUUCUCAAGGCGAUACGAAUUUUUUGUUUC